Messenger RNA from Aspergillus saccharolyticus JOP 1030-1, 4100 nucleotides. Its product is annotated as putative RNA binding effector protein Scp160. The transcript is spliced from 5 exons. Gene Ontology annotation, cellular component: nucleus; cytoplasm. Lineage: Eukaryota; Fungi; Ascomycota; Eurotiomycetes; Eurotiales; Aspergillaceae. The record is from RefSeq and is a predicted model, not a curated record. Gene Ontology annotation, biological process: nuclear division. Gene Ontology annotation, molecular function: mRNA binding. Bases 130 to 4011 code for a protein of 1293 amino acids.
GUUGUCAGCAACCAAUUAUAAUUACACGGACGCCUGCGUAUAGCUGUGUCCGUCUGGAUCUUUUACUCCGCCCAAUCGCAUACCACUCUCCCCGGGUCAUUUCUCUCUAGUCCGAGUCGUCCUGCUACAAUGGCUUCCGAAGCAGUCGCAGUCGACGUCAAUGGUGGCACCAAGUCCCGAGCCGCUAUGUUGGAGGAGCAGCACGCUCGCGAUGAGGCACACAAAGUGACCGUGGAGGAUGUGGUGGAUGAGGAAGAUCUCAAGCACCCUCCCCCAUCGGCCGCAGCUGAGACUUCCGACUCCGCUGCUUCUUCCCAAGCUCCCACUCCUGCCAUCCCCAAGGCUGCUCCUAAGAAAUCUCCCGCUUUCGACGUGCAGUCCGAGGAAUUGUUCCCCGCUCUUGGAAGUGGACCGAAGCCCAAGACUCCCGCUGUCUCGGCCUGGGGUGCCCGCGGUCCUUCCGCCGCGGCUGUCGCCAACGGCGCCAGUGGUGCACAAGCAGCCUUCGACGUCCCGAGGAUCAUGAGUCUGCCCGGAAAGCACAUGGAGCAGCUUCGGCUAGCACCUUCGCAGAUGCUCCCCCGCGGACAAAUGAAGAAGCCCCUGCGCGACAUUCUGCGCGACAUUUCCCGGCGUUCCAAGGCCAAUGUUGAUAUGCGCGGAGGACCUGGAGGCUCCAUCAUCUUCGAGGGUAAAGGCUCCGCAGAGGCUGUCAGACAGGCGCUGAAGGAGGUUGCUCAGCAAGUUGGGUCGAAGCAAUCCGUCCGCGUUCCCAUCCCCACUUCCGCCCGCCCUCAUAUCAUCGGUCGUCAAGGAGCUGUUGUCCAGGAUCUUCAGCAACGCACAGGAGCGCGUGUCCAGGUUCCGCGUGCAGACGACUCUGCUCCUAGCGAGGAUUUCGACGACGAUGACACCAUUGAUGUGUUGAUCGAGGGUGACGCUGUUGCCGCAGAAAUGGCUCGUCGUGAAAUUGAGGCCAUCGUUCGGGAGAGAGCCUCGAACAUGAGCUUGCGCCUGAAGACCAUUCCGCCCGAGUUCUUCCCCUUCAUCGCGGGUGCUUACAAUGCGCAGCUCAAGGAGAUCGAGGAGCGCACUAAGGCACAAGUCCACAUUCCGCGGUACGACACCUGGCAGAGCCAGCCUCCCCCCCAGGAGGCCGACCCGGGUCAUGUUCGAUUCGCUCCUGUUCCCGAUCGACACAUUCACAUCUCUGGUGAGCGCACUGCGGCCCAGGAGGCUCGUGCUGAGAUUGAGAGACUCGCUGCCGAGCUGCAGCGUCAGCUGACUCUGCGCCAACUCGCCAUCAACCGCGGCCAGCAUCAAUUCAUCCUCGGUGACAAUGCUGAUGCUCUGCAUGAGUUCCUUGCCGAUACGGGUUGCGCCAUUGUCCUGCCUCCUGACUCCGAUGACAGCGAGUUCCUUGCCAUUACGGGACCUGUCGACUGCAUCGAGAACGGUAUCAACCGGGCCAUGGAUCUCGCGACCAGCAUGCAGAUGGCAAGCAUUGACCUCUCCCGCCAACACCCUAAUGCGCCUGCUGGAUCCCACGCCCACGCCCGUGCCCUGACUCGCUAUCUUAGACAACGCCAGAUCAUCAAGGAGCUGGAGAAUCUGUACGAUGCUCGCAUUGCGCUGCCACCCAGUUCUGAUGGUCCGGUUACUUGGGAAGUGUACUCUCGAGACGGCAAGAACACCAUCCGUGCGCGCUCCGACAUCAUGAACCUCGUUCAAGCGCACCCCCCGACGAGAAUUCGCGCCGUCAACGUUGAUCCUUACUACCACCCGUACUUGGAGUCUCGCACUAUCCCUAAGCUUCAGAGCGACUAUGGUGUCCACCUCCUGGUGCCCGAGGACAUUGAUAGCUCAGAUGUGUUCAUGGUUUACGAGGGUCCUUCUGCUAACGCUGGCCACUUCGAGAUCCCGAGACAAAGACCCUCUCCCGCAGAAAUCGCCACCUUCGAGAAGGUCCUUCAGGAAGCUCAGGAUUACCUUUUGAGCGCUCUCGGUGACCAGAAGGAGGUCGUCACCAAAACCGUAAACGUUCCGGGCAAGUACCAGGACAAGGUUCGCAAGUUCAUCGCUCGCGAACAGCAAUCUAAAAGCGAGGAUGAGAUCCCUGUUCGUGCCAUUGUUGGUGAUGGAUCUAGCCAGAAAGAGGCCGAGGUUGCUCUUCGUGGCCCCUCCAGCCUCGUCGACGAUCUGGUCUCCAAGAUUCAGGCGUUUGUUGUUGAGCAGGAAAAAGAUGAUCUUGAGAGAGGAUACACCACGACGUUCGACUUUCCCCAGAAGUUUGCUAACUUCCUCAUUGGCAAGAAGGGUGAGAACAUUAACAAACUCCGUGAGGAAUUCGAUGUGGACAUCAAGGUCGAGAACGGCAAGGUUGAAGUCAAGGGACCCAAGGCCAAGGCUGAUGCCGCCAAGACCCGAAUUAUCAACCUCGGAAAGAAGUUGGAGGAUGAGACGACUCACACUUUGAAGAUUCCCGCCCAGUAUCACCGUGAGCUCAUUGGGCAGAAGGGUAGCCAGGUCAAUAGACUUCAGGACCGUUACUCCGUCCGUGUCCAGUUCCCCCGAGCUGCCACUGACGACCAGGAUACCUCCAGCGAAGCUGGUGGCUCGCGCCCGAACCGGUCUCAGCAGGCUGCGGACGAGGUCAUCAUCAAGGGUCCUAGCAAGGGGGCUGAUGCGGCACGCGACGAGAUCUUAAGCUUGUUGCAGUGGGUUGUCGACCACUCCCACACCGCGACAGUGUCCGUAGCGCAGGCCCAGAUUCCCUCCUUGAUUGGACAGCGCGGUCGCGAGAUGGACAAGCUCCGCGCCGACACCGGUGCCCAGAUUGACGUCCCGGGCGUCAACGAUGCGCCGGACGAGUCGGGCCGCGUGCAGAUUAAGAUCCGGGGUACCAAGCAGCAGGUCGAAGAAGCCAAGAAGACCCUGCUUCAACGAUCUGGCGAGUUCGAUUCCAUCGUCACCAAGACCAUCGAUGUGGACAAGAAGUACCACAAGUCCCUCAUCGGCAGUGGAGGUGCCAAUAUCCGUAAGAUUGUUGCUGACGCUGGCGGCCCCACCGAUGGAAGUGCUUCUCGUCUCGUUAAGUUCCCCCGUCCCGACAGCGCCGAGUCUACUAUCAAGCUGGAAGGAAACGAGCAGGUCGUCGACAAGAUCAUUGCCGCCAUCGAAGAGUUUGUGAAGGAGCGUGCGGAUCAGGUGACUGUCACUCUGGAUGUUCCCACCAUUCAGCACCGUCUCCUUAUUGGCCGUGGUGGUGAUACCAGACGCAACAUCGAGUCCAAGUUUAACAUCACUCUGGACAUUCCCAAGCAGGGCUCUGGUCGCACUGAGAUCAAGCUUAAGGGACCCAGCCAAGCCGUUGCCGAGGCCAAGGAGCACAUCAGCGGGAUGCUCAAGGACCAGCAGGGUGAGACCGUUGAGGUGCCCCGCCACCUUCAUCAUGUGAUUGCCGACAAUGGCUCGUUCUUCCGCCGCCUUCGGAACGAUUACCGUGUCACCGUCGAUCACGCUGGCCAGCAGGUGCCUGCCAAGCCUGCCUCGGAGGACUCUCGGGGCGAGGUCAACGGCGCCUCGUCGCUGCCCCUGAUCACGGAUGAGCCCACCGAUGCCGCUGAGGUCCACUCGUGGAAGGUUGUCGACAACAGCCCCGCGCCCGCCGAUCCCUCGGAACCCACGACCAUCCCGUGGGUGCUCGCCGGUACCAGCGACAACGUCGCUAAGGCCAAGUCGGCUCUGGAGAAGGCCAUUGCCAACGCCUCGCAGCAGUCAGCGACUGGUUACCUGAUCCUGCCCGAUCCCAGAACCUACCGGUUCGUGGUGGGUCAGGGUGGCAGCCAGAUCAACGCGAUCCGCAAGCAAACGGGAUGCCGGAUCAACGUGCCCAAGGGCCAGGCCAAGGGCGAGGCGAUCGAGAUCAAGGGCAGCAAGGAAGGUCUGGAAGAAGCCAAGGACAUGAUCCUGGAGGCUGUCCGUGCCGGCACUAGCGGUAACUCGCGGUAGACGAGGCAAGAAUCGGCGCCCUCUGAACGUGGACAGGUUUUGGAAAUAAUUCUACUCAUCCAUCCGAUUUCUAUCACGAUCCGGCCCCC